Molecule: messenger RNA, 1647 nt
Organism: Lucilia cuprina (Australian sheep blowfly)
Lineage: Eukaryota; Metazoa; Arthropoda; Insecta; Diptera; Calliphoridae
Gene: Mfap1
Product: microfibrillar-associated protein 1
Exons: 4
Coding region: 125-1552 (475 amino acids)
Biological process (GO): mRNA splicing, via spliceosome
Cellular component (GO): U2-type spliceosomal complex
Molecular function (GO): RNA binding
Source: RefSeq, a predicted model, not a curated record
GAAGAAAAAAAAAAGUGUACCAACAACGCAUUGUAAAUAAAAGAAAAUAUAGAAAAUUUAUGAAAAAAUCAUAAAUUUUCUUAAAAAUACUCAAUUUAAUUUUCAAUAAUAAAACUCUAACGACAUGAGUAAUCCUGCUGCACCAUUUGGUAUACAAAGUACAGCUGGAGCUGUGCCCGUAAGAAAUGAAAAAGGCCAAAUUUCUAUGCAAAAGGUGAAGGUUCAGCGUUAUAUAUCGGGCAAAAGACCAGAUUAUGCCAAAUACGGUUCCAGUUCGGAAGACAGUGAUUUAGAGGAUUUUAUAGAUCAUCGCCGCAAACAACAGGCCGCAGCCCAUCAUGAGAGACGUCAACGAAAAGAAAACAAAGAUGAUGAACACAAACGCUACGAAGACGAGCGACAAAAUGAUGAGCAGGAAGAGGAUGAAGCAGAAAUUGACGAUCCUCGUCUUAGGCGUUUGAGAGCCAGACCUGUGGAACCUGAUGAAUUGGAAAGAGAACGUAUGGAACGUCAUCGUCAUAUACAUGAACCAGAAUUACUAGAAGAAAGUGAUUCGGAAGACGAACAGGAGGAAGAACAACGUAUGGUGGAAAAAGCCACCAAUAAAAUAACAUUAGCCUCUGAAUCAGACUCUGAUUCCGAUAUAAGUGAAACUGAAUUGGAAAACAGACGUAUAAAACUAAGACAACGUAUGUUGCAACAACAAAAAGAAGAAGAAAUUCUCCAGAAAGAGGAGGAAAAACAAUCAGAAUCUUCAGACUCUGAAAGUUCCGAAUAUGAAGAAGAAACCGAAAGUGAGGAGGAUAAUGAACCCAGAUUGAAACCUUUAUUUGUUCGUAAAAAAGAUCGUGCCACUAUACAGGAAAAAGAGCGAGAAGCUCAAAAACAAAAACAAUUAGAAAUUGAAGCAAAACGUGCGGCCAAAGAGAGAAGACGUAAUACGUUGCGUUUGGUCGAGGAAAGUGUUAAGAAAGAUUUAGAAAAGACUAAGAAUGAUACGGCUGAACCUCACAUUGAAGAUGUUUGUACAGAUGAUGAAAAUGAUGAGGUGGAGUAUGAAGCUUGGAAAUUGAGAGAAUUGAAACGUAUGAAGCGUGAUCGUGAGGAAAGAGAAAAUGCCGAACGUGAAAUAGCCGAAAUCGAACGUAUGCGUAAUCUCACCGAUGAAGAGCGUCGCCAAGAACUGCGACAGAAUCCCAAACUUGUCACCAAUAAAGCCGUCAAGGGUAAAUAUAAAUUCCUACAGAAAUACUAUCAUCGUGGUGCUUUCUAUUUGGAUGAAGAGAAUGAUGUGCUAAAACGUGACUUUGCUCAAGCCACUUUAGAAGAUCACUUCGAUAAGACUAUCUUACCCAAAGUUAUGCAAGUUAAAAAUUUCGGACGUUGUGGUCGUACCAAAUAUACACAUUUAGUUGAUCAAGACACCACAAAAUUCGAUUCACCCUGGUAUGCUGAAACCUCUAAUAAUAUUAAAUUUCAUAAUGAACGUGCGGGUGGCAUGAAACAAGUAUUCGAUAAACCUUCUUUAUCAAAACGUAAAAAAUUAGAGUAAUUUCUCUUUGGAGUUGAUACUUUUUGUACGUAUUAAGUUACUGUAGUUUAAAUUAUAAGGUAAAUUACCUUUUUAAUAAAUAUAUAUGAUCUUUA